Molecule: messenger RNA, 2131 nt
Organism: Punica granatum (pomegranate)
Lineage: Eukaryota; Viridiplantae; Streptophyta; Magnoliopsida; Myrtales; Lythraceae
Source: RefSeq, a predicted model, not a curated record
UUCAUAGCUGCUGUUUGUCUGCUGCUGGGAGUGUGUUCCAGCUCUCGCCUCCUCCUUCACAGUAUCCAAGCUCCAACCUCUAGCUUGGCUCUUCUCUCUCCAUCUUCUCCAGCUAAAACAGUAGCAGUAACAGGGCAAAAGCAGAGCUCUCAUUCUCUCUCUCUCUGUGUUUGUUAAGUUAUAGCGCAAUGCAACUCCCUGCCGUGGCUAUCCUCUUGUUCCUGUUCUCUUCACCAACAUUAACAUCCUCGGAAGCAUCAUCUUCUUCUUCAUUUCAGGCACCUUCAGCUCAAGGUUUGCAGAAUAAGGUGAAGUUUGGUCUACACUUACAUAGAGCUGAAGGGUUGUUUGGGGAAGCACCCAUCAGUGAGCCGGUCGACAACGCUCUGCUCAUCUUAGCUGCCCAACGAACUCGCCGAAAGGACCCUCUGAACGGGUUUGACAGAUACACUGGAGGAUGGAACAUCGAGGACCGCCAUUACUGGGCUUCUGUGGGAUUCACUGGAGCUCCGUUGUUCGCCGCUGCAGCAAUAUGGUUCCUCGGCUUUGGAGUAUUCUUGCUGGUCAAUUUUAUUUGCUAUUUCUGCAGCGAAAGGGAGCCUAAAGAGUACUCUCGAGCCACCUAUUCGCUAUCCCUCACUUUGCUCGUGAUCUUCGCCAUUACCGCAGUAAUUGGGUGCUUGAUUCUUUACGCGGGUCAGGGGAGGUUCCGCAGGAGCACGGAUAGAGCCCUAGAAUACCUCGUGACUCAGGCAGAUGCCACCGUAGGAAAGCUCCAACAAGUGUCGGACUAUAUUGGAGCAGCUAAGCAGACUGGAGUUGAUCAAGUCUUUGUGCCUCCGAAUGUACAGACUGAUAUUGAUCAGAUUGGGACGAAACUGAACUCUUCAGCUGGUGAAGUUGCUGCCCGAACGCAAGAGAGUUCCAAUGACAUCCGACAUCUACUGGACUCAGUGCGGUUGGCACUUAUUGCAACCUCGGUGGUCAUGCUUCUUUUGACAUUUCUCGGACUUGCUUUUUCGCUGUUCGGGAUGCAAGUUCUUGUGUACAUCUUGGUCGUAAUCGGAUGGAUGCUUGUUGCUGGAACUUUCAUUUUGUCAGGAACAUUCCUCCUCCUCCACAAUGCUGCCGGGGACACUUGUGUGGCGAUGGAAGAAUGGGUCCAGAAUCCGAGUGCUCACACGGCAAUAGACGAGAUACUCCCAUGUGUGGACAGUGCGACAAUCCAAGAGACCUUGACUCGCAGCAAGGAAGUGACCUACCAGCUCGUAGAGGUUGUCAACCAGGUGAUCACCAAUGUCUCAAACAUCAACUUCUCACCCAACUUCCCAACGAUGUACUUCAACCAGUCAGGCCCGCUCGUUCCGAUCCUCUGCAACCCAUUCCAUGCUGACUUGACUGACCGAACCUGCUCCAACAGCGAGGUGGACUUGAACAAUGCGACCCAGGUGUGGAGAAACUUCGUUUGUCAGGUCUCGCCAACGGGAAUAUGCACCAACACGGGACGUCUGACCCCAGCCUUCUACGGCCAGAUGUCAGCGGUGGUGAACGUCAGCUACGGCCUCUACAACUACAGCCCUUACCUGAUCGAGCUGCAAGACUGCACGGUCGCCCGACAGACCUUCACCGACAUAUACAAGAACCACUGCCCCAGCCUCACGAAAUACAGCAGGUGGAUCUAUGUGGGGCUCGCAAUCGUCUCUGCGGCCGUUAUGAUGUCCAUAAUCUUAUGGAUCAUCUUUGGGAGAGAGCGGAUGCAACGCUCUUACACGAAGCAAUCGGAGGAUGAAACAAUGGAUCAAGUCAAUGAAGGUCGGCACAAGAAUCCCGAAAUUGAACAAUGAAGAAUAGUCAGUUGUUGUGUUAGUGUUAGUUGGAUAAUCUACGAUGAGCUCAAGAGCGGCUGUCUGCGUGCAGUUAGGUACUUCAUGAUUGGGAGCUAGUCCACGUGAAGCCCUCAAUCAUUUUUAGGUAGCGCUCAUGUUCAAUCUUCUCCUAGAAAAGAAUAUUCCAAUUAAAUUAUUUGACUAAUUACAACUUAAUUAUGUGCUAUGGCUAUAUAUAAUAUGGUUCAAGACUACUAAUUAACAAUCAAAUGGGGUUGUGCAGUGGCACACACUUUUACAGGUAA